Paramecium octaurelia is the source of this 1092-nucleotide messenger RNA. NCBI's taxonomy places the organism in Eukaryota, Ciliophora, Oligohymenophorea, Peniculida, Parameciidae. The record is from the annotation of a GenBank genome assembly.
AUGAUGUAAAAAUAUUUAAUUAUAUUAUAUUUAGAGGUGGAGGAAGUUAUGAUGAAGGAAAUCAAGGAUUAAAAAUUGAUUAAUGGAUUGACAUUGGCCAUAUAUUUUAGAGUGCAUAAGUGACUUAUAGUGGCGAAUAUAAAUAAGGAAAUAAAAUUGGAAGAUGGGAUAGCUGGUGGAAAUCAAAAUAUAAAUAGAAUCUAAAGAUGUAAUUAAUGAUAUUCAACAAUUUGUAAAUAGCGGUGGCGGAUAUUAUGAUAAAGGAGGUCAAAGUGAUAAAAUCGGGUUAUGGGUUGAUGUUAGCGAUGAAUUUUUUGAAGAAUCAUAAGUAAUUUUUAAUGGUGAAUAUAAAAAUGGAAAAAAAAUUGGCAGAUGGGGUAUUUGGUUAAGAAUUUAGGAUCGUCUAGGAGGGAAUAUUGGGAGAAAAUAGAUGUAAAUAAUUAAUAAAAAUAUUUUAUUUCAAUCAAGUGGAGGUGGAGCCUAUAAUGAACUGGGUUAAAAAAUUGGUACUUGAUAGAGAUUAGUGAUGUAUUUUAUGAAUGGCGUUAGUUAACCUAUAAUGGCGAUUAUAACAAUGGUAAGAAGGUUGGCUUUUGGGAUACUAGAUAUAGGAAGGGUUUUUGCAAUUCUUUUAAAUCGGUGUAUUAAUAACAAAUGAUAUUUUAUCUACUAAUUUAGUGGUGGAGGGUUAUAUGAUGAAGCAGGUCACGGACUUAAAUAUGGGUAUUGGAUCGAUACAAUUGAUUACUUUGGAUAUAAUUAUGGAGAACCUUUAAUAACAUUAAACGGUCAAUAUUAUUAUGGCACAAAAGUUGGUAUAUGGAAUACAUGGUAUAAAUAAGAUGAGUAAAAUGAAAAAAUGUAAAUUAUUUAUAUAUUUAAACUAUCAGAAGUGAAGGAUGUUAUGAUAAAGGGAUGAAAAUUGGCUAAUGGAUUGAAAUUUGUGAUGAAUUUCGAAAAUGCUAAUAAAUAACUUUAAACGGUGAAUACAACAAUGGAAAAAAAGUUGGCGUAUGGAUGGAAAUGUAGAGAGAUAAAGAUAAAACAGAGGAAGGAUUUAAAACAGUUAAAGAAAUCUAAUAUGAUAAAUGA